UUGCGUCCCUGUCCCUUUCUCGCCCCGGUGCCAGAACGAGAUAGAUGAGCUGAGGACAGAGAUGGACGAGAUGAGGGACAGUUUCUUCGAGGAGGACGCUUGUCAGCUUCAAGAAAUGCGCCACGAACUGGAGCGAGCCAACAAGAACUGCCGGAUCCUUCAGUACCGGCUGCGCAAGGCCGAGCGCAAGAGGCUCCGCUACGCCCAGACUGGCGAGAUCGAUGGUGAGCUCUUGCGCAGCAUGGAGCAGGACCUCAAGGUUGCAAAAGAUGUAUCAGUGAGACUUCAUCAUGAAUUAGAAAAUGUGGAAGAAAAGCGUACUGUAACAGAAGAUGAAAAUGAAAAAUUAAGACAGCAGCUUAUAGAAGUUGAAAUUGCCAAACAAGCACUACAGAAUGAACUGGAAAAAAUGAAAGAGCAAUCGCUGAAAAGAAGAGGAAGCAAAGACAUACCAAAAUCAGAAAAAAAGUCACAGCAGACACCAACAGAGGAGGACAAUGAAGACCUGAAAUGCCAGCUACAGUUUGUCAAAGAAGAAGCAGCCUUGAUGAGGAAGAAGAUGGCUAAGAUCGAUAAAGAGAAAGACAGAUUUGAACAUGAGCUGCAAAAAUAUCGAUCAUUUUAUGGGGAUUUGGACAGUCCCUUGCCAAAAGGUGAAGCAGGUGGGCCACCUACCACAAGAGAAGCUGAACUCAAGCUUCGAUUGAGACUUGUGGAGGAGGAAGCUAACAUUCUUGGGAGGAAAAUAGUAGAACUAGAAGUAGAAAAUAGGGGUCUGAAAGCAGAGCUUGAUGAUUUAAGAGGAGAUGAUUUCUCAGGGACCGCUAAUCCACUCCUGGGAGAGCAGAGUGAAUCCCUUUCAGAAUUACGACAGCAUUUGCAGCUAGUAGAAGAUGAAACAGAAUUGCUGAGGAGAAACUUAGCUGAUUUGGAAGAACAAAACAAGCGCAUAACAGCUGAGCUGAACAAAUACAAGUACAAGUCGGGGGCCCAUGAGAGCUCUAGGCAUCAUGAUAAUGCCAAGACAGAAGCAUUACAGGAGGAACUAAAAGCUGCACGAAUGCAGAUCAAUGAGCUGAGUGGCAAAGUCAUGCAACUCCAGUAUGAGAACAGAGUCUUAAUGUCCAACAUGCAGCGCUAUGACUUGGCCUCUCAUUUGGGGAUCCGUGGCAGUCCCAGAGACAGUGAUGCAGAAAGUGAUGCAGGAAAAAAAGAAAGCGAUGAUGAUUCCCGCCCCCCUCACCGCAAAAGGGAAGGCCCUAUCGGUGGGGAAAGCGACUCGGAAGAAGUGCGUAACAUUCGGUGCCUGACACCCACGAGGUCUUUUUAUCCGACACCAUCUGGGUGGCAAAAAAGCUUCACUGACAGGCAGCAGAUGAAAGACAUUCGCUCUGAAGCUGAGCGGCUGGGCAAGACGAUAGAUCGCUUAAUUUCUGACACGAGCACCAUCAUAACAGAGGCGAGAAUUUAUGUAGCUAAUGGGGACCUCUUUGGACUGAUGGAUGAGGAAGACGAUGGCAGCAGAAUACGCGAACAUGAGCUUCUUUACCGGAUCAAUGCACAGAUGAAGGCCUUCAGGAAAGAGCUCCAGGCUUUCAUCGACAGACUCGAGGUUCCAAAGUCUUCUGAUGAUCGAAGUGCAGAUGAACCUUUGUCAGUGAGUCAGGUAGACUUUUACUUAUUACGGCCUACAGGUAAAAAGGCUCUGCCAAGUGAAUUAAGCCUCAAAUUGGAUGUAUGGCACAUGAAAAUUCUUUAUUCUAGACAGUGGACAAAAAUUUAUUUCUUAAAUUAUUUUAAAUCCUCAUUUGGUGAUAUGAAACCUUGUUCUACCAAUGGGGUUGUUUGUGAGUAUGUCUGGUCUCCUGAAAAUGUAAAUGAAUUAUGAUCUAGGAGGUUUUACUCCUUUCUGGCUUUGCAACUGCAUUUGCCAGAGUUGUGCCUUCAUUGCCAGUAAAGGCAGUGCAGACAGUAUUUUUGGCACAUAAAUUAACUUGAUUGAUUUCUUAGUGGUUGGAUUCCUACUAAAUGAAUAAAAAGAAAAUCUUACUAAUUUUAAACAGGAGGAAACAUUAAAUUCCCCAAAUUAUAGGGAAUAUGACAAACCACAGAGAAAAAUAAACCAUGCAAAUCUACUUUUACAGGGUCACAGAGCCACAUGGUAGUGUGAAUAUUGGAAUUGCUGUAACUGAUUGUAUCUUGUUGAAGGCCUAUACAUCACUGUUUAAAUGCAGCAGUGAUAACUAUCUUUUCUGUAGUUCAUUUCUAUGCAGAAUUGUUCCAGAGAGGUUUUGGGGAGCAAAUUCCUUGCUGACUCAAGAUCUUUUGCCAUGAAAAAUGAAAAUUACCUACCCUUAUCUUAUCAUGCAAUUGCUAUAGUUGGCAAAUCUUGUUAUUGCUCAUGAUAUUAUCCAAUGUUUUAGUAAGUCUCUUGCUGUGUUGAUUUACUUUGUGCUGUCCUGCUAGUUUACAGUUGAAGUAGUUGCAAGGUAAAGCUGAAAGCUAUUAUUUCUUAUUCCUAUGCUGACUAAUUAGUCUUUUGUUUCCUUGUAUCAGAAAGUCACAGACGCAGUGAGUUUAAAGCUAAUCAAUUACUCUACAUGUAUUGCAUGAAAUCAAACAGAAACGGCAUUUAGCAUGCUCACUUUCUGAUCUGGCAAUCGCUGAGCUUGUAGAGCUCCCAUUAGCUUAAAGGCAGAGCACUGCAUGGGCCUAUACAAAUUUAAAGCAAACUAAUUAGUAUUUUCUCAAAACAAGUGACAGCAAUAAUUAAAUUGGAUAUUUCAGGGCUUGACCAUGCAGAACUCCUACUGAAGUCAAUGGGAGAUGGACACUUAGUCCCUCCACAAGCAUAGUCUGAUUCACUAUUUAUUUUGUUGAAACUCUGGAUUUGCUAUCCAUUAAUUGACUGUUCUCUUUGUCUUUGUAUUUACUU
Athene cunicularia (burrowing owl) is the source of this 2935-nucleotide messenger RNA. It is a transcript of the gene MTCL3, whose product is annotated as SOGA family member 3. Lineage: Eukaryota; Metazoa; Chordata; Aves; Strigiformes; Strigidae. Gene Ontology annotation, biological process: regulation of autophagy. The record is from RefSeq and is a predicted model, not a curated record.